Messenger RNA from Xenopus laevis (African clawed frog), 6907 nucleotides. It is a transcript of the gene diaph1.L, whose product is annotated as diaphanous related formin 1 L homeolog. Gene Ontology annotation, biological process: actin filament polymerization; actin cytoskeleton organization. The transcript has 28 exons. Gene Ontology annotation, molecular function: actin binding; small GTPase binding. NCBI's taxonomy places the organism in Eukaryota, Metazoa, Chordata, Amphibia, Anura, Pipidae. Gene Ontology annotation, cellular component: cytoplasm; cytoskeleton; actin filament. Bases 366 to 4211 code for a protein of 1281 amino acids. The record is from RefSeq and is a predicted model, not a curated record.
UCUCCCCGCCCCCCCGAUCUGCCAAUGGUCCGUUCCAAAACCCGGAAGUGCAGAGGAAUAAGUUUAUUGGAAAGUGGAGUUUAUCUGCUCUUUCUUCCGCCUCCCUCUGUGAACGGAGAAUCUGUAUCUGCGCGCGCGCUUAUGAAUAUGCAAAUGAGUAUGCUAAUGAGGCGUGCCUGGCAGCGGCUGCCACACUGAUCUGGGUUGCGGGGAACAGCCCGGCAGCAGGGCCCGGAAGUAAGGGACACCCCAGCGCUGUAAGAGGCUUCCAUAGGAGUCCGAAACCGGAGACUAACCGGAUAUUGGUGGAACGAGGUUCUGCGCUUGAGCCGCUGUCCUGCAAGGCCCGGGGUUAUAGCGAGAGCAUGGAACAGCCUCAACCGCCAGCCGGUGGAGGCGGAUAUGGAGGGGGACCCCCGCCACCUUCCAAGGGCAACAAGGAGAAAAAGAAACCCAAGGGCCAAGAUGAAGGUGGAGAUGGAAAGUCCAAGAAAUUUACCUUUAAGCGGCUGAUGGUAGAUGAGCUUGAGCGAUUUACCAGCAUAAGGGUGAAGAAAGAAAAGGAGAAGCCUUAUGCGUCACACAGAAACUCCACUAACUUCACAGACAGCGCAAGCCCCCUCCAAACCUUGCAGGAACUUGAAGAUGAAGUUGUUCUUCAGCUGUUUGAAAAAAUGCUGGAUGAUAUGAACCUCAAUCUAGAAAAGCAGCAACCACUACGAGCGAAGGAUAUAAUGAUAAAAAGAGAGAUGGUUUCCCAAUAUCUGCACACAUCCAAAGCCGGCAUGAGCAAAAAGGAGAGUACUCGUUCUGCAUUAAUGUACAUUCAAGAAUUAAAAUCUGGGAUAGGAGAAGGUUCCCUUCUUGCUUGCUUAGAGUCACUCAGAGUAUCUUUAAAUAACAAUCCUGUCAGCUGGGUACAAAAUUUUGGUGCAGAGGGUCUUUCGUGCCUUUUAGAUAUUCUCAAAAGAAUACAGGAUGAGCAAGCAUCAAUGCGGGAUACGAGAAGCGAGCAUGAGAUCAUCCGAUGUCUGAAAGCUUUUAUGAAUAACAAUUUUGGAAUUAAGACAGUGCUGGGCACAGAAGACGGGGUUUUGCUGUUAGCAAGAGCAGUAGAUCGAUCUGUCCCUGCGAUGAUGAUUGAUUCCUUGAAGCUGCUUUCUGCCCUGUGCAUCCUGCCACAGCCAGAGGACAUGCAUGAGCGGGUUCUUGAAGCCCUCACCGAGAGAGCAGAGAUGGAGGAAAUGGAACGGUUUAAACCUCUUCUAGAUGGGUUAAGCAGUGGAAAUUCCGUGGCUCUGAAGGUGAGCUGUAUGCAGCUAAUCAAUGCAUUGAUCAGCCAAGGAGAGGAGCUAGAUUACCGAGUUCACAUCCGAAGUGAAUUGAUGCGCUCGGGACUGAACAAACUCCUGAAGGAAUUACAUAAUACAGAGAACGAAGACCUGAAGGUGCAGCUUGGUAUUUUUGAAGAGCAUUCUGAACUCGAUUCUGAUGACUUGCGAGGACGUCUGGAUGACAUCCGCAUUGAAAUGGAUGAUUUCAAUGACGUCUUCCAAGUCCUUCUAAACACUGUCAAGGACUCUUCUGCAGAACCAUUAUUUCUUUCCAUCCUUCAGCAUCUUCUGCUAAUUAGAAAUGAUUAUGAUGCCAGGCCGCAGUACUAUAAACUGAUAGAUGAAGUUAUAUCACAGAUAAUACUUCAAAAAAACGGGGCUGAUCCAGACUUCAAAUGCAAGCAUGUAAGCGUAGAAAUCGAAAAUCUGAUAGAUCAUCUAAUCGACAAAAAGAAAGUAGAAACAAGCGAGGCAAAAGCACGGGAUCUAGUGAAAAAGUUGGAUCUAGAGCUCACCGCACGCCAUGAACUCCAGGUGGAAAUGAAAGCCAAAGAGAGUGACUUUGAGCUGAAAAUAACAGAGCUGCAGGGGGAGAAAGAAACUUUGGAUUCAGAGAAGCAACAAAUCACGGCCGACAAGCAAAAACUAGAGACUGAACUUACCCAGCUUGAAGAGAAGGUUGAAAAAUUGUCAAAUGAACUUGAAGUUACCAAAAAAGAAAUGGCAACAAUGUCCACGUCUGCUGUUUUAAUCCCUGUACCUUCUACCUCUGAAAAUGUGCCACCAGCUCCUCCACUUCCUCCUUUCAGUAAGGGUGGAGCUGCUAAUCUUCCCCCUCCCCCACCACCACUUCCAGGUGCAAUUGGUAUUCCACCCCCACCACCACUUCCAGGUGCAAUUGGUAUUCCACCCCCACCACCACUUCCAGGUGCCAUUGGUAUUCCUCCACCUCCUCCACUUCCAGGUGCCAUUGGUAUUCCUCCACCUCCCCCACUCCCAGGUGGAACUUUUAUUCCUCCACCUCCCCCACUUCCAGGUGGCACUGGUAUUCCUCCACCUCCCCCUCUUCCAGGUGGCUUUGGUAUUCCUCCACCUCCCCCACUUCCAGGUGGUGUUGGCAUUCCUCCACCUCCUCCACUUCCAGGUGGCACUGGUAUACCUCCCCCACCACCAUUUCCAGGUGGCCCUGGAAUUCCUCCUCCUCCCCCCCUAUUUCCAGGAGCUCCACCUCCACCUCCAUUUCCUGGUGGCCCUGGUGUUCCACCUCCACCUCCUGGAUUUGGAGGUGGUGUUCCUCCACCACCAGGACUUGGAGGCUGGGGGGCACCAGCACCCUUACCAUUUGGCUUGGCUCCUAAGAAAGUUUAUAAACCAGAGGUCCAACUGAAGAGACCCAACUGGUCAAAGAUCACUCCUACCGAGCUCUCUGAGAAAUCUUUUUGGACUCGGGCAAAAGAAGACCGUUAUGAAAAACAAGAUCUGUUUGCAAAAAUAACCCUCACUUUUUCUUCACAAACCAAGUCUACUAAAGCAAAAAAAGAAGAUGGAGAUGACAAAAAAGCCGUACAGAAGAAAAAGGCCAAGGAACUCAAAGUGUUGGAUUCCAAGACAGCCCAAAACCUGUCAAUCUUCCUUGGUUCAUUCCGAAUGCCAUACGAAGAAAUCAAAAAUGUCGUCCUAGAGGUGAAUGAGGAAGUGUUGACUGAAUCAAUGGUUUCAAAUCUGGUCAAGCAAUUACCAGAAGCAGAACAGUUACAGAUGUUAGUAGAGUUCAAGGAUGAGUACAAGGAUUUGGCAGAGCCAGAGCAGUUUGGAGUAGUGAUGUGCAGUGUCCCCCGAUUGCGGCCACGACUCAACGCCAUUCUCUUUAAACUUCUCUUUAACGAGCAAGUUGAAAAUAUCAAGCCUGACAUUGUGUCAGUGACUGCUGCUUGUGAAGAAUUGCGAAAGUGCCAAAGCUUUGCUACUCUCUUGGAAAUCACACUGCUGGUUGGGAACUACAUGAAUGCCGGAUCAAGGAACGCUGGGGCUUUCGGCUUUGACAUUAGCUUUCUCUGCAAGUUAAAAGAUACCAAAUCAGCAGACCAGAAGACCACACUGCUACAUUUCCUUGUGGAUACUUGUGAGAAUGACUACCCUGAUGUAUUGAAGUUUCCAGAUGAGAUGGUUCAUGUAGAAAAGGCCAGUAGAGUGUCGGCUGAAACAUUGCAAAAGAACUUGGAUCAAAUGAAAAAGCAGAUUGCAGACCUUCAGAGAGACAUUGAGAGCUUCCCACCAUCAGACGAUGAUAAGGAUAAGUUUGUAGAAAAAAUGUCAAUAUUUGUUAAAGAAGCUCAAGAACAGUAUACUAAGCUUUGCAUGAUGCACGAAAACAUGCUGUCCUUGUUCCAAGAUUUGGGGAAAUACUUUGUGUUUGACCCCAAGAAAACAUCCAUUGAAGAGUUCUUCUCAGACCUGCAAAAUUUCCGGAACAUGUUCUUGCAAGCUCUCAAAGAUAACCAGAAGAGACGGGAAGCAGAAGAGAAGAUGAAGAGAGCCAAACUUGCCAAGGAGAAGGCAGAGAAGGAGAGGUUAGAGAAGCAGCAGAAGAAAGAACAACUCAUUGAUAUGAAUGCAGAGGGUGACGAAACUGGAGUGAUGGACAGUCUGCUUGAAGCUUUGCAAUCGGGAGCCGCAUUCAGAAGGAAAAGGGGUCCCCGGCAAGCUAACCGAAAGGCCGGCUGUGCCGUCACCUCACUGCUAGCAUCGGAGCUCACUAAAGAAGAUGCAAUGACCUCAGUGGCCACUAAGAAGCAAAAGCCCAGUGAGCCGGAUAUGAUGGAAACCGACGUAGGACUGCACGAAGAUGCCCAAGAUAUGCUUACACGAGCCAGUUAACGGGGCGGCUUACACCCGUAUUUAAGCUUAUGUAUAGGAAACCUUUGUGGAACUCAGAAUAUGAUCAACACUGAAUCACUUUGGACUUUGUCAGAGGACACCAGCAUAGGUCUUUGUCCGUUCCAUUAAUAGUUUAAUAAUUUAUAUGCAGUGGUGGGGAUCAUCGGCGGUAUUUCUUUUCCUUUGUAUGCUUAGUUUCAGAAAGUAAGUGGGUCAGGAGCUUGUAACUUCAGCUUGCUAUGUAUUACAGACCUGAGAGGAUAUCGGAUAUGCACUGCAGUACGGCCGAGCGUGCCAAUGAAGGAAAUCCCAGCUGGUAGUUUAGAGGUUGGUUGUUAUUAUUAAGCCCUCUAAAGGCACCUGUAUACAAAGUGACUAUAGCAUCACUAACCAAAGUCCAAGAUAGGAUAUACUGCCUUAAAUACAGUUUCUUUGUGAUGGCUUCUCACACACACACACAAAGGACAUUCUUAUCCGUUUAACGUCACUGUCUGUUUUACGUGAUGACAAGCUAUUUUGCUGUGCGUUUUCUCUGCCUUUAUAACGUUUAUAGGUCAAACUCUGAGCUUAAGCUGAGCUCUUCUUCAUUUGUUCACACUGGAUCCCUCUGUUGGUUGAUGAUGCCUCAAGACUUACCUGACUGCAGCCAUGUUUGUUUCUGUGUUUUGUUGCAGCAGUCUGUUUGGUAUGAUAUAGGAUUAUACCUCCAAUAGACCUCUCUGACAUAUCAUCCAAGUAUUACCUCUGAUAUGUGAUGGCAAACUCAUUUUUAUACAAGUACGUUUGCCAUGAAUGUUGGGAUGGGGAUCAUUUACAGAAUGAGGUUUUAUUAGUCACUAGGUUCAUCAUUUAUAACUUUUCCAUGGGUUCAUCUCUGUAUAUCAUAGCAAAGAAGUGAAGGCACUGUAUUGCAUGAGACAGACAUUCCCUUUGCACAGCUACUGUGUUUUGAAUCAGGGUUUUUAUUCUGUUCGGAUUCUUAUUGUUGCUGAGCAAUCUCUUUCGAAAUGUAUCUAUUUUUGUAUUUUAUUUUUAACGAAUGUAAAAUUAGAAUCUCUUACGUGAUGAGGUAACCAGAGUAGAACUCCAACCUUCAUAUCAGUUUCACCUUUGCAAGCAAUGUCGGAUGACAUUAAUCUGGCUUGUGUAAAUGCCGCCUUUGGGCGUUCCUGCUAUAUCGUAUGGGCAAAAAUGGAAGAAAAAGAAUAUAGAGCUUUGGUGUUGUGGUCCCUAGUGGCAGUGUAAUAGCCACUAUGAAGUUAAGAUUAUGGCCAUAAUCAUGAACAUGGAAAGCCAAAAACGCCAGCACAGAUCUAUGCUUUAUGCAGGUCUACUGAAUAUGAAGCACAUUGUUACAACUAAGUGUACCCCCAAAAAAUGCAGGAUUUGGGUGAUUCCUGGGCUGUUACGAUCUGAUUCCAAACUCAUGUUGCCAAGAAAGUUUUAUGUUUUGGAGUGAUGGAUUACAAAGCUUUGCUCAGAUACAUUAGGAUUGUGUUUAAUAUGGAAACUCAAUUCAUUUCAGUAUUUGGUCACCUCAUUUUCUGCACUUGGCUGCAUUCGAACAUUACCAACGUGGUGCGUCCCUUUAAGGUUUUAAUCAUCAAAGUGAGAGUAUCCCCAAGGCUGUAUAAUGCAGCCCCUAAUUUAGCACUGGCUAUAGCUUGAUGCCCCCGUGCAGGUGUUGCUAGUGUUUUGCCAUCCUUCCGUAUAAAACCAACAGUCCCGUUCUUAUGAAUAUUUAGUCAAACACUGCAAGGGCGGCACUUUUCUUUUAUGAUUAUGCAGACGUAUUUCUCAAAUGCUGGAAUGUAUUAAAACUGGUAUUUUGUUUUACACACUAUACAUUAUAUAGGUUCAGAUUUAUGUUUAUUGUAUUUUAGGAAGAAAAAAAAAAAAGCUAGAAUCAAACUGGAGUAAUUAUUAUUAUUAUUUUCACGGCUUAUUGCCCAUCUUGAAAUGAUUGCCCUACAUGUACUGUAUCAGUACCAGAUUCAAUGGAAGGAGGAGCGGGGCACUGUGCUGAUUGGUACGUAAAAGCAUCCUUGAUGGAAGGGUAUAAAGAAGAAGAAAAAAGCCAGUGAUCUAUGUAUUUUAUUAUUUAGCAUCCACUCUUAUUGCGUAUUCACACUUUCUGUGCCGGUAUAACUGUACUGAGAUUCCCUUUCCUGUCUUCAUUUAUGGUUCACACAGUUUACAUUAUCGGCAACUGGAAAAGAACAUAUUCCCGCUUUCAUAUAGUGAAAUGAUAAAAGACAUAUCAAUCCAUAGUUGGGGUCUUUACGUAAGUCCUCGACAAUGACAAUACCGUUUGAAAAGCCUGUGGCACUGAACUUUGUAUUGAAUGUACCUCUUUUGGGGCCUUCAGUGAGGCUAAAACUCUGGUGAGCUAAUUGAUUGGCUGCACCAGCAUUGAAUCACUGAUAUUAAGCGCUGUGCGGGAGGGGGGUUUGAGCUUCGAUCGCAUAACUACUACCUUCAAACACUUUCUUUGUCAUGAAACGUGUCCGACACAGCAAUGGGUGCUUAUACUUUUGCCGAAAAGGCUUUUCAGACUGCUGCUGCUGCUUUGCUGUUCAUUGACUCAAAAUUAAAAUCUGCCAAAAUCCAUUUUCAUUAGUCUGGCAUACUGCAGUUGUGUAUCUUGCACAGCCUUUGUAAUCAUUAAUAAAUCUGUAUGGAAGUUUUUUCAUAGA